AUGGAAAUCGACCGAGAAAUGGUGCCACCACCGGACGGAAACGGGUCUCGCUCUCCACUUUCGACGUCUCCCACUUCACCGGCAAGUGGGCGGCCGAGGGCCAAAGUUAUCAGGAAUCAAAACGCCUGCGAUGCUUGUCGGGCCCGCAAAGUCAGACGAGAGCCGGUGCCAAGGCUGCACAUUCCUCAACAUACAAUGCACACACGAACGGCCGAGGCGGAGGAGAGGACCACCGAACAAGUUCCGUCCAUACACGCACAGCAACACCACCACCAAGACCAGCAGCAACUUGAACAACAGCAAGCAGUCGUUGCCUCAUCAGCCGCCAGCCAGACGAGUCCAUCGGUAUCAGAUAUCACCUCACCAGACGUUCGCUUUGCCUACCAAACCUCACCCGCCGCCUCCUCCUCGACCCACACCCAAACACCCCAGUCUCACACUUACACGCACACCCACACUCACUCCCACACAUCUGCCGGGGCUCACUCGGCAGCAGACCUCCGCGCCAUCAUCGUCGGCGCGCCGAGUCCCAACAACAGCAACGCGGGAGGGCACCACAGCAACUGGCUCGCCGCCUUCGCCCCCAAUGACCUCGUACACCGGAUACUGCACGACUGGUUCGAAAAGGUCCACGCCCUCGCCCCUGUGCUCCACCGCCGCCGCUUCCUACACCGCGUCAAAUCCGGCGAGGCCAACUCCGACCGCACCUUUUGCGCACUGGUGGUGAGCGUCUGCGCCGCGACGGUGGCGACGCUGCGCAGGGCCGAUUACUACCCCGUGACGGUAGAGCGGUGCCUGGACUUCAUCGAGGAGCACCAUUUGCUCAAUCACGGCCUCAGGAAGCCCGCCUACUCGCUCGACUGGUGCGUCGCAAUGUACAAUAUCGGCACGUCGUCAUGCUCGAUCAACGAGGACGGGAUGGGGGACAUGGGGUCGUUCCACGGUAUGUCUGAGGCGGCGGCGGGGACGAGGUUCCUCGCGUACUACCACAUGGCGGACCUGGAUGUUUCCGAGCAGCAGCUGCUGAAGAGGCUCUUUUGGCUCAUCUUUGCGGCAUAUUGUGCGGACAUAUUCGGGAGGCUGUCCGUAAGUAUCGUCUCCCACCAGGAGAACCGUGCCCAACUGCGCCCCUUACCCCUGACAGACUCUCAACUCGAGACGGGGCCACACCUAUCUCACGCGGAAUCACCGUCGUGGCAUGGCGACACCACCUCGUACGUACCGGGGCUAAACCAGCUAAGCGACCUCUUCCUGGUAUGGCACGAGGCGCAAACCGCCCCCGUGAGUCUCUACGGCGGCCAAGAAGAGGCCCUCAAGCACUGGCUCGUCCAGAUCCAGACAAUCAUUGACAACUUCCCGCCCGAAUUACGCUGGCGCGGGGGCCUCUCCCGCCCAUCUCACAUCACCGAGGGCCACGACACGCAAGUCGUCAACCUCUUCAUCACGAGCCUCAAUAUCCGCUCCAACCUGCUGCAGAGGUUCGGAUCCGUUGUGAAAACGCGCGCGGCCGAGCACCAGCGCAUCGUCGACGACCUGCUCGAGAUCCUGUACCACAUGCCGCAGCACGUCCUGGAGCAGAACGGCAAGAGCCUGAUCCCGAAGCUGCGGGACUGCGGGGCGGCGUACAUGGAGCAGAUUGGCGUGAGCGGUGGCGAUGGCGCUCUGGUCAGCGAGGGCGCCAGGCUCAAACUGGAGAAGCUGCUGAGGAAGCUAGACGAUAUCGAUUGCUGGCCGGGCUUACCUGGGAUUGAGAAUCCGCAGAGUGCUAGGUAA
This is a messenger RNA of Colletotrichum orchidophilum, 1773 nucleotides long. RefSeq lists its product as uncharacterized. The transcript has 4 exons. NCBI's taxonomy places the organism in Eukaryota, Fungi, Ascomycota, Sordariomycetes, Glomerellales, Glomerellaceae. The coding region runs from base 1 to 1773 and encodes 590 amino acids. The record is from RefSeq and is a predicted model, not a curated record.